Serpula lacrymans var. lacrymans S7.9 is the source of this 1866-nucleotide messenger RNA. RefSeq lists its product as uncharacterized. Gene Ontology annotation, cellular component: mitochondrion; cytoplasm. The annotation marks the transcript as partial. Gene Ontology annotation, biological process: aspartyl-tRNA aminoacylation. NCBI's taxonomy places the organism in Eukaryota, Fungi, Basidiomycota, Agaricomycetes, Boletales, Serpulaceae. The record is from RefSeq and is a predicted model, not a curated record. The transcript is spliced from 12 exons. Gene Ontology annotation, molecular function: aspartate-tRNA ligase activity; ATP binding; nucleic acid binding.
CCGUACCCGCCACGGACGCAUGUGUGCGGUGAGCUGAGUGCGGCGCACGACGGGACACGCGUUGUGCUCGCAGGGUGGCUGCUUCCCGAACGGAGGGCGUCCAAGUCGCUGUCGUUCUUCCCGAUCCAAGACGCCUCUGGUUCGCUGCAGCUGGUCGUGCAGCGGAAGAAGGCCGGGCUGUGUGGGCUGUCCGCGGUGCCUGUUGAGUCGACGGUGCUCAUCGAGGGCCGCGUGUGUGUGCGCCCCGCCGAGUCCCGCCGAGCCGAAGCGAGGGGCGAGAUCGAGGUCGAGGUCGAUAAAUACACGCUGCUCAAUCCUGCGGAUCGCCGUCUGCCGUUCGUCCCCUCCGACCCCACCAACCUCCCCAACGAAGACCUCAGGGCCCGCUUCCGCCAUCUCGAUCUCCGCCGCCCUCCCCUCGCCAGCAACAUCCGCAAGCGCAGCCACGUCUCCCUCCUCAUACGCAACGCCCUCCACGACAAAGGCUUCACAGAGGUCGAGACACCCCUCCUCCUCAAGUCUUCCCCAGAGGGUGCACGCGAGUUCCUCGUCCCCUCCCGUCUCGCCACACAGAACGGCCCCUCCUUCUAUGCUCUCCCACAGUCCCCGCAGCAGCCAAAGCAGCUCCUCAUCUGCUCUGGAGCCGUCGACAGCUACUUUCAAUUCGCCAAAUGCUUCCGUGACGAAGACGGCAGAAAAGACAGGCAGCCCGAAUUCACUCAGCUCGACCUAGAGAUGGCCUUUGUCUCUUGGGGAAACUCGGCUCCCGCCACAUCCCCAAACUCAAACCAAUGGCGUAUCGGCGGUACCCAGCUUCGCACCGUCAUCCAGUCCCUAUUGCACACCAUCUGGCACGACCUCGAGGCCUAUCCUCUUCCACAUUCAUUCCCUGUCAUCACCUAUCACGAAGCCAUGUCACGUUAUGGCUCAGACAAACCAGACACUCGCUAUGGCCUCGAGGUACACCAUACUCUGGACGCCCUCAUCGUCCGUUCUUCCCACGACCACGCCUUCCUCCGUGCAAAUCAUCGCUAUCAGAAUCACAACCCUAACAUCGUGAGUCCCUCUUCCUUGCCACUCCCGACUACCCUGCAUCGUCUUCAGGAUCGCAUCCAACUCACCGACGCCAACUAUCCAUCCUGGCUAUCCGACGCUAUUUCUCCACGUGGCCUCAUUCCGCCCCUCCCUCACCCCCAAGCACCGUCCCUCAACGACGCCUUGAGGCUCUCCGUAGGCGAUACCGUCUAUCUAUCCCGCAGAACCAAAUUCCUCGAGGGUGGGUCCACUCCCUUGGGACGAAUAAGGACCCACUUAUUCGAGUCUGCCCAAGCUAUCGGGGACUGCACACCGUCUCAAGAUCCACACUUUCUCUGGGUCACCGAGUUCCCCCUCUUUACCCGCGCAGACGACGAAAAAGAAUUCUUGGCAAAGGGAAGGUGGAGUAGCACCCAUCAUCCCUUUACGGCACCCAUGUGGCAGGAUAUCGAAGCCUUGUACGACGGACGCAUACACCAAGUUCGCGGGCAACAUUAUGAUCUAGUCCUCAAUGGCGUAGAGAUCGGUGGUGGCUCGGUUCGCGUGCACGAUGCUGCCAUGCAGGACUACAUCUUUUCCGAGGUUCUACAGCUUGACCAGUCCGAGAAGGCUUCUUUCAACCACCUUCUUCACGCCCUUCGCUGUGGCGCCCCUCCUCAUGGCGGAAUCGCUCUCGGUUUUGAUCGUCUAAUGUCCAUUCUCUGCAAGACGCCGUCCAUUCGAGACGUUAUUGCCUUUCCUAAAACGGGCGCGGGAACCGAUCCCCUCUUCAAGAGCCCGGCGGCCAUUAACAAGGACGUCUUGCAUCAAUAUGGUAUUCAGCCAAGAUAA